Mesocricetus auratus (golden hamster) is the source of this 1861-nucleotide messenger RNA. Its product is annotated as transcription factor SPT20 homolog. Lineage: Eukaryota; Metazoa; Chordata; Mammalia; Rodentia; Cricetidae. The transcript is spliced from 3 exons. The record is from RefSeq and is a predicted model, not a curated record. Bases 167 to 1228 code for a protein of 353 amino acids. Gene Ontology annotation, molecular function: transcription coregulator activity. Gene Ontology annotation, cellular component: SAGA complex. Gene Ontology annotation, biological process: regulation of transcription by RNA polymerase II.
CCUGACAUUUCGUUCUUGAAGGUUCUAGCAAGACAUUACACCUGUCCGUGCCUGUUACCGGCAGUUGCGCUCGUGUCAAAAUUAACGCCUAGUGACAUCUUAACCAAAAGGACUUCGUGUUUGCGGCUUUGCGCACACUUUGGUGCCGCCGUGACUUGCUGUUAAGAUGGAACGAAAGUUGGAGGAGGCUUGGGAACAGACAGAUGAUAUUAUUGAGUCUGUCCAGCAGCAGCCCCCUCCAGCGAGACCCGCAUCCAGUGGGGGAAAAUCUAUUCAGGAAAAACUGUAUGAGAUUUAUUUGGAGGAAUGCGAGAAAGAGCCUGAAACAGAGGGCCUUCGAAGCAAUGUCAACUUGCUAGGAAAGCUUAUGGAGAGAGAGGCGCUGCCGUGUUUAGUGGUCAACCUGCAUGCGGGAAAUCAGGGCUAUUCUCUCCUGCUCAAGGACAAAGACGGAGCCCUUAUAGAGCCCUUUCCAAUGCCCUAUGUAGGACAGCAACUGUACAAAUAUUUGGAGGCUGAAGAGUUGCAUCCUUUUCUGAUCGAUGCCCUGGAAAAAUCCCCUGUGAAUGUGUUUCACCAUGGCUGUGUCAUAGCAGAAAUCCGAGACUACAGGCAGUGCAGUGCUAACUACCCUCCUAGGGAGCCUGGUGAAGAGCCUGCUGUGUCAUCUACAGUGUCCUCGCCUGCUUACCAAAUGCGUCACGUUCUCUUACGUCCAACGAUGCAGACGCUAGUGAGUGACGUGGAGUCCAUAGCAAGAGACAACAGUCAGUGGACUCUGGAAGAAAAACUUGAGCUUGAGAGUCAAUUGAUCCUGGCUACAGCAGAGCCACUGUGUCUGGACCCCUCUGUUGCUGUGACCUGCAUGGCCAACAGACUGCUGUUUAAUGAGCAGAAGAUGAACACUGACCCCAUGAGGCAACACUUCACAAGUCGUGAGCAGUCCUAUCCAGAAAUGGAGGAAGAAAAAUGUAUAUAUACAACUCCUUCUGAUGUUGCAACAAUGAUUGCUUGCAGAAAACAAGCAGAAAUAAAACCAGGUGACCAAUAUGAUGUGAAGAUUGCUGAAGUGGGAAAGUGUGUAGAUACGUGGAAGCAGAGACCCUGCGAACUGGUGGCCCCCUCACAGGUGGAUGUGCAGAAAUAUGCUAGAGGGAAGCGGUCUGCGCCCCAUGAUGACUCAGCAUCAACAGCCUGGCCAGCUCCUGAGGACUCGGAGCCUCUUUGACACAGCCACAGUCCCCUGUCUGUGUAUGGCCUGAUCUGGUUAUCCAUGUUUGGGCUCUCUCCACCUUUUGGCUACUGUGGGUCACGGUGCUGCCAUCAUUCAUGUACAGACGUUAUUUUACUGCUUAUGUUUUGUUUUGGUAACCCGUAAGGAUAAGCUGCCUACAUGAAAUUUGCCUUUUGUAAGUGCACAUGUAUGUUUAUUUGCCUUUUACCCUAAGAAGUGGAAACUGUCUGUUCUGAAAGAGACUAGGGAAGGGACAGCAACCGUGACCAUCACUGGCAUGAACCUGAGGUCCUGUCGGUGCUCUUUAGCAGAGAUUCAGCCUCCUUCAAGCAAGCUGCUCCCGUUGGCCACCAGAGUGACAGUGAGCUGACUGGGGCACCCUGGACAUCGCUAGGAGCGGAGCCUGCGCUGGGAAGGAGUGAAGCGGCCCAGUGAGCCGGGGGGCAAAGAGCGUAAGCCCAGCCUUCAGAGCAAGCAGACCUGAGCUCAGCGUGCUGCCAGAUUUCAUGCCCUUCCUCCCUGUGCUCUGUAACCGGUCCAUUCCGGCACCAUAAGCACAAUGUUUGGCUUGAGAGAUGUGUCCUUUCUUUUCAGACAGGCAAAUAAAUUUAUCUUAGUUUGCAGUUA